CCACUUAACAGGUAACGCAAUCUGUGUUGGCGGUGUCAGCCGAAACAUGUUCCAAACUGAAAAAUUAUACAAUAUACACAACAUUUUAAUACUUUAUCUCUUAUAGUAUAUACCCUACAUACAAUCAUUAAAUUUUUCCAGUUCCGUAACAGUCAAAUAAGAAGAAUAAAAAGCAGUUUCAUAUAGACGGAGAUAUUAAAUGAAUGAAAACACCGCGAUAUUUCAGAAAAGUAAUGUACAGAAGUCACCGUCGAGGGAAACCUUGAUUCCACGUUGUCACAACAGAGUUCAAAAAUGGCCGAUAGGAACGGAACAGGAGACUCUGUCCCGUCCGCGGGGCAGCAGUCGAACAACAGCAACAACCCUCUCACUAGGAAACUGAAUAAAAUACUUGACACCAGAAUCGACAAUGACAAGGAAAUGCUGGAGGCUUUAAAAGCCCUGUCAACAUUUUUUGUUGAGAAUAGUUUGCGAACACGUAGGAACUUGCGCAGCGACAUUGAAAGACGAAAUUUGUCGAUAAAUGAAGAAUUUGUAGAGGCUUUCGAUGUUGUUGAAGAACAACUGAAUAGUGUUUACCAAGAAGUGAAAAGUAUGAAUGAAUGUUGCCAGGACAUGACCAACAGAUUAAAGACUGCAAAAGAACAAACUCGUGACCUUUUGAACCAAACCACAGGACUGCAAGGUGAAAGUCAGAAAUUACAGAUGAAAGCACAAGUCGCUGACGCCUUCUUGGAUAAAUUCCAGCUGAAACCUGAAGAAUGUAAAGUUCUGCGUGGUUCUAAAACCACUGGUCUACACAAGGACUUCUUUAAAGUGUUGUCCAGAGUGAAACAGAUCCACAACGACUGUAAAGUAUUACUGCGAACCAACCAACAGACUGCAGGAUUAGAAAUCAUGGAAUCAAUGGCAUUACAGCAAGAAUCAGCUUACGAGCGACUUUACCGCUGGACUCAGAAUGAAUGUCGGGCACUCACUGGAGAUUCUCCUGACAUUUUCCCUCUCCUCUGCUCUGCCAUGGAAGCUCUUCAAGACCGACCAUUGUUGCUUAAUUACUCCCUGGAUGAAUAUGGUACUGCUCGGCGCACAGCUAUUGUCCGUGGUUUAAUUGAUGCUUUGACCCGAGGAGGCCCUGGAGGUACUCCACGUCCUAUUGAAUUACAUUCCCAUGAUCCUCUGCGCUAUGUUGGAGAUAUGUUGGCAUGGCUGCACCAAGCUGCUGCAUCGGAGAAAGAAUACCUGCAAACUCUGAUCAAAUCCUGCAAACCUGACCCUGAAUUAAUCCAGAAAAUUCUGGGACAUAUUACUGAAGGUGUAUGCCGUCCUUUUAAGGUGCGUGUUGAUCAAGUCUUAGCUGCUGAACAAGAUGCUGUAGUGUUAAAUAAACUGAAUAACUUGCUCAAGUUUUACCAUAAUACCGUAAAGCAAAUUCUUGGUGAUUCAGCUUCAUUGACAAUUACAGUUGAAGAAAUGGCCACCCUUAGUCACCAGAUGUUCUUUAACAGUCUUAAUUGUCAUGCUAGUAAACUGCUUGACAAGGUAGAACUGCCGCCCCCUGAUCUUGGACCCACUUCAUCAUUGAAAGAAUCUCUACAACUUCUGCGAGAUGUUCUGGCAUGUCAAGAUGCCUCAGUAGUUCCACUGGACAACAAAAAACAGGAUUUCAAACAAGUUCUCUCCUGUGUUGUUGACCCAGUACUACAGAUGUGUUCAGUGUCUGCCAGCAGGUUAAAUACAGUUGAUAUGGCAGCUUAUAUGACCAACUGUAUAUACCUCACGCAAAAUGCUCUUGCUGUUUACCAUUUCACAGACAGUAGACUGGAGAUGCUGCAGGCUCAGAUCGAUGCCCAAGUUGAUACAUUGGUCAGUGAGCAGGCGGCUUUCAUUCUUAACCGUGUGGACCUUGCUCAUGUUUAUAGUACAAUUCAAAACUAUGAAUCAAGCCAGGGAGAGAUUUCAUUGAUGGAAGGAAUGGAUUCUCCAACACUGAAAUCAGCCAUGAGUAAAUUUGAUAAUUAUUUGGCUUCACCUGAUUCCCUCAUUCUUCCCCAGAGCAGUCUUUUACUCAGUGCCACUGUCAGGGAGAAAGUGAAAAAAAUAUCUGUGGAAUUAAUUUGUGAAGCCUAUCGCCAGAUCUAUAACUUUAUCUGUGACAAGAACCAUGGUUAUGCUGAUUGGCAAAGCAUUGUACCAAGAACACCAGAUCAAGUUGUUAAACUUCUCUCUUGACGGCAUCAAUUUAUAAGCAUUGUUAUUAUUUUUAUUAUCAUUACUCAUACAAAGGUGAAGUGUAAGAAAUCAUAGAAUGAUAGAGGACUAACAGUAUUUUGUUGAUCAGUGAUCUAAUCUUAAGCUGGGUGAUAUGAAGCAUCAACUUUGCCUUUCAUUCGACUGGGAUCAAUAAUGAAAUAAGGGCGACAUUUAAUUGCAUUGACUGGAUAGCCUUUUUCACUGCAAUUUGGGUGGGGACCUUCUACAUGUAAAAUUAAUAUUAUUGACUCUAUAUUAUCAGUGGGUAUAAAAUAUUGGGGGGUGUUUAUUUUGUUUUGUUUGUUGGAAAGAAAAUAAAAGUAUUUUCCUCUGGUUCUAAAAUUCAGAGACAAAACCUAA
Messenger RNA from Octopus sinensis (East Asian common octopus), 2610 nucleotides. RefSeq names its product conserved oligomeric Golgi complex subunit 6. NCBI's taxonomy places the organism in Eukaryota, Metazoa, Mollusca, Cephalopoda, Octopoda, Octopodidae. Gene Ontology annotation, biological process: intra-Golgi vesicle-mediated transport. The record is from RefSeq and is a predicted model, not a curated record. The coding region runs from base 295 to 2229 and encodes 644 amino acids. The transcript has 19 exons. Gene Ontology annotation, cellular component: COG complex.